Messenger RNA from Neolamprologus brichardi, 1072 nucleotides. NCBI's taxonomy places the organism in Eukaryota, Metazoa, Chordata, Actinopteri, Cichliformes, Cichlidae. The record is from RefSeq and is a predicted model, not a curated record.
CAUCCUUGUUUUUCCCUGCAGGUCACCACCAACCUGCUGACCAGAGGAGGCAAAGACAUCGCAUUUUCAGACUACACCCCUCUCUGGAAGCAUCACCGUCGCCUCGUCCACAACUCCUUCACUCUGUUCGGAGAAGGAACAACUCGACUGCAGGACAUCGACCAACUACUGACCCGCAAACUGCAGGAACACAAGUUAUCAAGAAGUGACGGAGACCCACGUGACCUCCUGGAUGCCUUGUUAAAGGGCCAGACUGGUGGGCAGGGUCAAAAAUCUUCGAAGCCAAAAGACGACGGGAUAACUGACGACCAUGUCCUGAUGACAGCGGCUGAGACUUUUGGAGCUGGAGUGGAGACAACAUCCACCACACUACUGUGGAUUCUGGCCUACCUGUUGCAUCACCCUGAGGUCCAGGAGCGCGUGCAGAAGGAGCUGGAUGAGCAUGUUGGCAGUGAGCGGACUGUGACCAUAUCAGACCGUGGUCAGCUGCCAUACCUGAACAGUGUCAUUAACGAGGGCAUGAGGAUCCGGCCAGUGAGUCCCGUGCUGAUCCCACACACCGCUAUGACCAACAGCAGCAUUGGAGGCCACAUUGUCAGCAAGGGGACACGUGUUUUGGUCAACAUGUGGUCGAUUCACCACGACCCCGAUCACUGGGACACACCUGAUUUGUUCAAACCAGAACGUUUUCUUGACCAACAUGGUCAGCAGGUCACACCCUCCUCUUUCCUUCCAUUUGGGGCAGGACCUCGAGUCUGCGUUGGCAAAUCACUGGCUAUCCUGGAGGUCUUCCUUUUCUUGUCCUCUCUGCUCCAGCGAAUGAGCUUCAGGGUGCCAAAUGGUGCUCCUCUGCCCAACUUGCAGGGACGGUUGGGUGUGGUGUUGCAGCCAUUGCCUUUUAAAGUUGUUGUUGUUCCCAGGGCUGGAUGGGAGGAUGGAGGAAAAUGACAGUGAGAGAGUGUGAGGCAGACAGUCAGGCUGGGUGAUGAGAAACAGAAACGUAAAUUGCUCAUUCCAUGUCAUUUCAUCACAUGCCUCCUACUGCCCAAAAUCCAAGCAAAAAAAAAAAAAA